Messenger RNA from Gossypium raimondii (Peruvian cotton), 6786 nucleotides. RefSeq lists its product as uncharacterized. The record is from RefSeq and is a predicted model, not a curated record. Lineage: Eukaryota; Viridiplantae; Streptophyta; Magnoliopsida; Malvales; Malvaceae. Gene Ontology annotation, molecular function: RNA-DNA hybrid ribonuclease activity; nucleic acid binding.
AUGGACCAAAGGUUGGAAAAGCUCGAAGGGUUCCAAAAAGAAAUGCAAGAUCAGCUUCAACAGCAAAUGAAGGAACAACUCGAGAAGAUUCAACAAAGUUUGAUGGAUAAAAUGGAGGAAUCACAAGGAAGUAUGAUAACAAAGUUAACGCGAUUGUUAACCGAAGGGAAAGAUAAGGGAAAGAACCCUGUAACAAGUAUUGAAGAGGAAGAUGAGGAUGGACUCCACUAUCCUCCAGGCUUCACUCCUUUACAUGUGCAGCACCAAGCGGAAGGGUACCCGCGUAAAUCUUCUGUUACGAUUAGGCCUCAGCAAGUUCAAGCCGAUGCUUCAAGGUCGAUGAAUUUUCAAAUCGAAUCAGGCUCAAGUCCUGAGAAUAAUACUGCCAAUCCUAUUGUUCCUGAUUUCGAUGAAGCAGUUGAAAGAGAGAAAACAAAAGAAGAAUUACCAAAGCAAUUUGAAGAAAGAUGGAAGUGGAUUGAGGAGAAAUUCAAAGCGAUGGAGACUACUGAAGGAUGUCAUGGGAUGGAUGCUAAGGAUUUAAGUUUGGUGCCAGAUUUGGUGCUUCCGUACAAGUUUAAAAUGCCGAAUUUUGAGAAGUAUAAUGGGACCACUUGCCCUGAAGCCCACAUUACUAUGUUUUGUAGGCGAAUGACUGGGCAUGUCAAUAACGACCAGUUAUUGAUACAUUGUUUUCAGGAUAGCCUCACAGGGGCUGCGUCAAAAUGGUAUAAUCAUUUAAGCCGUGCUAAGAUUAGCUCUUGGAGGGAUUUAGCACAGGCUUUUAUGAAGCAGUACGGUCAUGUGGCAGAAAUGAUUCCUGAUAGGAUUACCUUACAGAACAUGGAGAAAAAGUCGAAUGAAGGUUUUAGACAAUAUGCUCAGAGGUGGAGAGAGGUGGCAGUGCAGGUCCAGCCACCGCUUCUUGAAAGAGAAAUGACUAUGCUUUUUGUAAACACGCUAAAGGCCCCUUUUAUCACACACAUGCUAGGCAGUGCCACGAAAAAUUUUGCUGAUAUAGUCAUGAGUGGUGAGAUGAUUGAAAGUGCUAUAAAGAGCGGGAAGAUUGAUGUUGGAGAUAACCCGAGGAAGGUGGUGACAGGUCAACAGGGUUCAUCAAAACAGGAAUCUGGUACAAGGCCAAGUAAUGAGAGGCCUCAGUUUACACCCAUUCCUAUGUCGUACAAAGAGUUGUAUCAGAAUUUAUUUAACGCGCACGUUGUUGCCCCAUUUUAUUUGACCCCCUUACAGCCUCCAUAUCCUAAAUGGUAUGACGCAAAUGCACAAUGCGAUUACCAUGCAGGAGUUACGGGGCACUCCAUAGAGCAUUGUACUGCUUUUAAAAAGUUUGUUGAGAAGUUACUUCAGAUGGGCGUUGUCAAGAUAGAUGAUUCAUCAGGUACGGAAAAUCCAUUACCCAAACAUAAUGAUGCAGGGGUAAACAUGGUAGGUGAAGGUACAGGGAAGAAGGUCAAGAAGAAUAUUGCUGAGGUAAAGAUCCCUUUGAGGAGGGUUUGGAAGGAAAUGGUAGGAAGAAGAUUGAUUGUUUCAGAUUUAGUGGAGGGUGGCAAGACCCAAAAUUAUUGUGAGUUCCAUCAGGAGGUGGGACAUGAAAUUCAAAAAUGUGAGAAGUUCAGAGCUCUGAUCCAGAGCAUGAUGGAUAUUGGAGAAAUAGAGUUUUUUGAAGAGGAAGAAAGAAAAGAAAAUAUAUACGCAUCGGAGUCAGAGACGAGGAUUCCGAAGAUAAUCAUCUCGCGCCCAAGAGUUACUGAAGUUAAGGCACAAAUGACACCAAAGAUUGUUAUUCAAAAGCCGGUGAAGUUUCUAUAUAAGGAUAACAAGAAGGUCCCUUGGAAUUAUGAAUGCGAGUAUUAUGGUCGGAUAGAUGAUCAGACAGAAUCGGUGGAGGAAAAAGUUAUUGCAGCUGAGCAAAAGAAAGAGAAGAAGGCUGAAUUAAGGCCAUUGAUUAAUGAGCCAAUAAAGGAGGAAGAAGCCACUGAAUUCUUGAAAUUUCUGAAACACAGUGAGUAUAGCAUGGUAAAGCAGCUACAUAAGCAGCCAACUCAUAUAUCUGUGUUGUCUUUGCUCAUGAAUUCAGAGUUACAUCGAAAUACGUUGAUGAAGGCUUUAAAUGAAGCGUACGUGGCAAGUGAUAUUUCUGUCAACCAAUUGGGUCGGUUGGUGAACAAUAUAAGCGCUGAUAAUUUUAUCUUCUUUAACGACGACAAAAUACCAUCUGGAGGUAUGGGGUCCACGAAAGCUCUGCACAUUACUGCUCGGUGUAAAGGAAGUUUGGUUUCGGGAGUUUUAAUCGAUAAUGGGUCUGCAUUGAAUGUACUGCCCUUAUCUACUAUCAAUAGGCUACCUGUAGAUAGCUCACAUAUGAAAGCAUGUCAAAACGUGGUAAGGGCGUUCGAUGGAACGGAAAGAAAGGUUUUGGGGAGAAUUGAGAUACCGUUGCUGAUUGGCCCGAAUACUUAUGAAGUAGAUUUCAUUGUAAUGGAUAUCAAGCCUUCAUAUAAUUGUUUAUUGGGCAGACCUUGGAUACAUUCGGCAGGGGCCGUACCCUCAACGCUGCAUCAGAAGUUAAAAUUGGUGACAGAAGGACGGUUAGUGACAAUAAAUGCCGAGGAAAGUAUUAUUGCGUCAGUGACCAGCAAUGCACCAUAUGUGGAGACGGACGAAGAGGUGGUGGAAUGUUCUUUCCAGACUUUAGAGUUUAUUAAUACAACAUUUAUUGCUGAGGGGAAUAGAAUUCCAGUACCAAAGAUAUCCAAGACUACAAGAAUGGGCCUUCAAUUAAUGGUGGGAAGAGGAGCUGUACCCGGAAAAGGUUUGGGAAGAGAUUUGCAAGGAAGAGUUGAAGCACCAGUGAUGAAAGAAAAGUUUGAUCGCUUUGGUCUGGGUUAUAGACCAAAUGUAAAACAAAGAAGAAGGGAAAUAGAGAGAAGACAUGAGAGAAGAAAGGCACGCCUGAGUGGAAUUGAAGUUAGUUGGGAGCCUAUGGUUUUUCCUCAUAUAUCCAAGACCUUCGUGUCAGGAGGGUUUAUUCAUACGGAACAAAGAGUGCUUGAGGUGGAAGGUGUUGAAGAAAUAUUAGGAGAUGUUCACAUCAAUGCCCUAGACACGAUUGGAAGAGAGACUUGGCUAGAGAUUCGCCCUUACGAGCCUGGAAAUGAUCUAGACAAUUGGACUGCGGAAGAGAUUCCUGUAGUUUUUAGAGCUUGUUCAGAGUCCCCAGAUAUCAAUGAUAUGAAUGAAGCUGCUUCAGACUCAGAAUCACCUCUCGAACGAGAUAGGUGUUUAGAAGGAUCACAGAGUUUUGAAGAUGACGUAGACUGUGAUGUAUCUCCGGACUUAUUGAGAAUAGUAGAAGAGGAGGAUAAACAAAUCUUACCUCAUAAAGAAUCAUUGGAGAUUGUGAGUCUAGAGGAGGGAAAGGAGGUAAAGAUUGGAACUGACAUUUCUGCCAAAACAAGGCAAGACCUCAUUGAGUUACUCUGAGAAUUCAAAGAUGUCUUUGCAUGGUCGUAUCAAGAUAUGCCUGGGUUGAGCACUGAUAUUGUGGUGCACCGUCUUCCCAUAAAAGAGGAUUGCAAGCCGGUUCAGCAGAAACUCAGAAGAAUGAGGCCUGACAUUGUGCUAAAGAUAAAAGAGGAAGUCAAGAAACAGUUUGACGCUGGUUUCUUGCAAGAAGUUAAGUAUUCAGAAUGGGUAGCUAAUGUUGUCCCUGUCCCUAAGAAAGACGGGAAGGUGCGAAUGUGUGUGGAUUACAGAGACUUGAACAAAGCUAGUCCAAAAGAUAAUUUUCCGUUGCCUCACAUUGAUACUUUGGUAGAUAAUACUGCAGGCUAUUCAUUGUUUUCUUUCAUGGACGAUUUUUCUGGAUAUAAUCAAAUAAAGAUGCACCCAGAAGAUAUGAUAAAGACCACAUUUAUCACUUUAUGGGGAACGUUCUGUUAUAAAGUGAUGCCCUUUGGAUUAAAGAAUGCGGGAGCAACUUAUCAAAGAGCUAUGGUAACUUUAUUUCAUGACAUGAUGCACAAGGAGAUUGAGGUUUAUGUUGACGAUAUGAUUGCAAAAUCUAGAACAGAAGAGGAGCAUGUUCAAGUCUUGCGAAAAUUAUUUGAGAUUAAGAAAUUUCCACUCAAGCUUAAUCCAACAAAGUGCACUUUUGGAGCUAGAUCGGGGAAGUUGUUGGGCUUCAUAGUCAGUGGGAAAGGAAUUGAAGUUGAUCCAGACAAAGUCAGGGCAAUACGUGAUUUGCCUCCACCACACACACAGAAGGAAGUACGGGGUUUUCUGGGAAGAUUGAACUACAUUUCUCGGUUUAUCUCACAACUGACUGAGAAAUGUGAUCCCCUAUUCCGUCUCCUAAAAAAGCAUAAUCCUGGUGUAUGGGAUGAAGAUUGCCAGAAGGCUUUUGGCAAAAUAAAACAAUAUUUGUCUAAUCCUCCAGUGUUAUCACCACCUAAUCCGGAUAGGCCAUUAAUACUGUAUCUAACAGUAUUUGACAAAUCCAUGGGGUGCGUGUUGGGCCAACGUGAUGAGACAGGGAGAAAGGAAAGGGCAAUAUACUAUCUCAGUAAGAAAUUCACCGAUUGUGAAGCGAGAUAUUCAGCUAUUGAGAAGUUGUGUUGUGCUUUGGUUUGGACAACUCGAAGAUUACGACAAUAUAUGUUGUAUCACACGACAUUGCUAAUUUCAAAGUUAGACCCCUUAAAGUAUAUGAUGGAGUCGACUGCUUUGAAUGGGAGGAUGGCUAGAUGGCAGAUCUUGCUUUCUGAAUUUGACAUAGUGUAUGUGAGUCAGAAGGCUGUGAAAGGGAGCGCAAAAGCUGACUUUUUAGCUAGCAGAGCCUUGGUGGAUUAUGAGCCUUUGAACUUUGAUUUCCCAAAUGAGGAUUUAAUGUACGUGGCAACCACUGAAGAAAAUUCCCAAAUGGAUCAGGUGUGGAAGUUAAAUUUUGAUGGAGCCUCAAAUGCUGUGGGUAAUAGAAUUGGGGCAGUCCUAAUAUCUCCAAGUGGAGAUCAUUAUCCUUUCGCUAGCAAACUGGAUUUUGAUUGCACAAAUAAUAUGGCAGAGUAUGAAGCAUGCAUUAUGGGUGUUCGUGCAGCCAAUGAGCGUAAAAUCAAAGUGUUAGAAGUGUAUGGGGAUUCUGUACUGGUGAUAUAUCAACUCAAAGGAGAAUGGGAGACAAGGGACUCUAAACUGAUCAGUUAUCGAAAGAUGGUUCUUGAAUUGAUGGAUGAGUUUGAUGACGUUACUUUUUAUUAUCUUCCACGAGAUGAGAAUCAAAUGGCUGAUGCGUUGGCUACCUUAGCCUCCCUAAUCCGAGUGAAUAGGUUAGAGGAUAUGAAGCCUAUUCAGAUAAGUAUUUCUGAGGCCCCGGCUCAUUGUUAUAAUGUUGAGGAGGAGGAAAAGGAUGAUCAUCCCUGGUAUUUGAAUAUAUUGCGAUAUAUAAAGAAUCGUGAGUAUCCAGAUCAUGCAACGGAGAAUGAUAAAAGAGCACUGAUAAGAUUGGCUAUUGACUAUGUUCUAGAUGGGGAAAUCCUGUACAAAAAAAGGAAGGAUCAAGUACUGCUAAGAUGUGUAGACGCAGUAGAAGCUAGAAAAAUUCUAGAAGAAGUCCAUGAAGGUAUUUGUGGAACACAUGCAAAUGGAUUCACAAUGGCCAGGCAGAUCAUGAGAUUUGGGUAUUAUUGGUCUACUUUGGAAAGAGAUUGCAUCAGCUAUGCUAAGAAGUGCCAUAAAUGCCAAAUUUAUGGUGAUAAAAUACAUGCACCUCCUUCACUUCUUCAUGCUGCUUCAUAUGCAAAUAUCACGAAGUCAGCUGUUAGCAAAUUCUUGAAAAAGGAAAUCAUAUGUCGAUACGGAAUGCCUGAGAGGAUCAUAUCUGAUAAUGCGCUGAAUUUAAACAAUAGUGCAAUAGCGGAGAUGACCGAGACUUACAGGGAUUGGAAUGAGAAAUUACCAUUUGCUCUCUUUGCUUAUAGAACAUCUGUCAGGACGUCGACUGGGGCAACACCUUUCUCUUUGGUUUAUGGCAUGGAAGCAGUUCUACCUAUUAAAAUAGAAAUUCCUUCUCUCCGAGUAUUAUCUGAGUUGAAAUUGGAUGAGGCAGAUUGGGUUCAAUCUCGUUACGAUCAAUUGAACUUAAUUGAAGGGAAAAGGCUAAAAGUCAUUCAAAGAUGGUCGAUGUAUCAAAAGCGGAUGAUGCGGGCCUACAACAAAAAAGUUCGUCCCAGAGAAUUUAAUGAGGGGGAGCUGUUGCGAUGGAGCGAUGAAGAAAUCAAUCCUAUCUCCCGGGUUACGGCGAGUGGAUUAACAUCCGAAUCUUAUCUUUCCGAGGUUACUGAGCGAUCGCAUCCGAUCUUAUCUCCCGAAGUUGCGAUAGAGCGGAUUAACAUCCAGAUCUUAUCUUUACGAGGUUGCGAGAGCGAUCGCAUCCGAUCUUAUUUCUCCGAAAUUACAGGAAACAGCGUAAGAAAUCAAUCCUAUCUCCCGGUUGCGAUGGAGCGGAUUAACAUCCAGAUCUUAUCUUUCCGAGGUUGCGAGAGCGAUCGCAUCCGAUCUUAUUUCUCCGGGUUACAGAGAACAGCGAAGAAAUUAAUCCUAUCUCACCGGGUUACAAUGAGUGGAUUAACAUCCGAUCUUAUCUUUCCGAGGUUGCGAGAGCGAUCGCAUCCGAUCUUAUUUCUCCGAAGUUGCGGGAAUCGGCGAAGAAAUCAAUCCUAUCUCCCCGGUUGCGGCGAGUGGAUUAACAUCCAGAUCUUAUCUUUCUGA